AAACCGCUCUAUUUACACGUGAGCAACCCUGACACUUCCAUUGUGGUGAAUGCUGAUCGCCAUGGAUUUUAUCGACAAAACUAUGAUGCGAAGGGUUGGCGAAAGAUCAUCAAACAGCUCAAGAAAAAUCAUAAGGCAUACAGUGCAAGGACGAGAAAUGCGAUUAUAGGUGAUGCUUUUGCAGCGGCUCUGAUUGACGAACUCGAGUACGCAACUGUAUUUAAACUGCUUGAGUACGCUAAGAAUGAAGAGGUUUUUUUCGAAUCUCACUCGACUGUUAUCAAUAGAGUCUUCACCGACGUAUAUUUCGGUCUUUCCAGGAAUAUUUGCCAUGGACAGAGACAAUAUCUGGUUUUUAUGCCAUCUUAG
Haemonchus placei is the source of this 369-nucleotide messenger RNA. The record is from the annotation of a GenBank genome assembly. NCBI's taxonomy places the organism in Eukaryota, Metazoa, Nematoda, Chromadorea, Rhabditida, Trichostrongylidae.